Molecule: messenger RNA, 3125 nt
Organism: Malus domestica (apple)
Lineage: Eukaryota; Viridiplantae; Streptophyta; Magnoliopsida; Rosales; Rosaceae
Product: ATPase 9, plasma membrane-type
Biological process (GO): regulation of intracellular pH; proton export across plasma membrane
Cellular component (GO): plasma membrane
Molecular function (GO): ATP binding; P-type proton-exporting transporter activity; ATP hydrolysis activity
Source: RefSeq, a predicted model, not a curated record
AUGGCGGAAGGCAAAGCAAUUAGCUUGGAGGAAAUCAAGAAGGAAAAUGUCGACCUGGAGCGCAUUCCAGUUCAGGAAGUGUUCGAACAAUUGAAUUGCACAAAAGAGGGUUUGUCAAGCGAUGAAGGGCAGAAGAGGCUUCAGAUCUUCGGGCCAAACAAGCUCGAAGAAAAGAAGGAUAACAAAGUGCUCAAGUUUUUGGGUUUUAUGUGGAAUCCCCUAUCGUGGGUGAUGGAGGCUGCUGCAAUCAUGGCCAUUGCCUUGGCAAAUGGAGGGGGAAGACCACCAGACUGGCAGGACUUUGUGGGAAUUACUGCUCUCUUGAUCAUCAACUCUACCAUAAGCUUUAUCGAAGAAAACAAUGCAGGAAAUGCUGCAGCGGCAUUGAUGGCGGGUCUUGCACCGAAAACAAAGGUUCUGAGAGAUGGAAGAUGGAAUGAGCUAGAAGCUGCAAUCUUGGUACCAGGAGAUGUGGUCAGUAUUAAGUUGGGAGAUAUUGUCCCUGCAGAUGCUCGUCUCUUGGACGGAGAUCCUCUAAAGAUCGAUCAAUCUGCCCUCACUGGUGAAUCUCUGCCCGUGACAAGGUACCCUGGCGAUGAAGUUUUCUCUGGCUCGACCGUCAAGCAAGGUGAGAUUGAGGCAGUUGUAAUUGCCACCGGUGUUCAUACCUUCUUUGGGAAGGCUGCUCACCUUGUUGAUAGCACCAACCAAGUAGGCCACUUCCAAAAGGUUUUGACUGCCAUUGGAAACUUCUGCAUAUGCUCCAUUGGCGUGGGAAUUGUUAUUGAGGUAAUAGUCAUGUAUCCAAUUCAGCACCGGGCGUACAGAGAUGGAAUUGACAAUCUCCUGGUGCUUCUCAUUGGAGGCAUUCCAAUUGCUAUGCCAACGGUGUUGUCAGUUACGAUGGCAAUUGGUUCCCACCGCCUCUCGACACAAGGUGCCAUCACCAAGAGGAUGACAGCCAUUGAGGAGAUGGCUGGAAUGGAUGUCCUCUGCAGUGAUAAGACUGGAACUCUUACUCUUAACAAGCUUACAGUUGACAAGACCAUGGUUGAGGUGUUUGUAAAGGAUGUGGACAAGGAUGGCCUAAUUCUGCUCGGAGCCAGGGCUUCCAGGGUUGAGAAUCAGGACGCCAUUGACACCUGCAUCGUUGGAAUGCUGGGAGACCCCAAGGAGGCCAGGGAAGGAAUAAAUGAGGUCCAUUUCUUGCCCUUUAAUCCAGUGGAAAAACGUACCGCCAUAACAUACAUCGACCCUGAAGGGAAUUGGCAUCGGGUUAGCAAAGGUGCACCAGAGCAGAUCAUUGAGCUUUGUAACCUAAAGGGUGAUGUUGAGAAGAAAGCACAUGCUAUCAUUGGCAAGUUUGCUGAUCGCGGCCUUCGCUCCCUUGCUGUUGCUAGACAGACCGUGCCGGAAAAAAACAAAGAGAGUGCUGGAACACCAUGGGAGUUUGUGGGUCUCUUGCCUCUCUUUGAUCCUCCAAGGCAUGACAGUGCAGAGACCAUUCGCCGAGCCCUUAAUCUCGGUGUCAAUGUCAAGAUGAUCACUGGUGAUCAGCUUGCCAUUGGCAAGGAGACCGGCCGCAGACUUGGCAUGGGCACCAACAUGUAUCCUUCUUCUUCCCUCCUUGGUGACACAAAGGACGAGUCGAUCGCUAGCCUCCCUAUUGAUGAGCUUAUCGAAAAGGCUGAUGGCUUUGCUGGUGUCUUCCCAGAGCAUAAGUAUGAAAUUGUCAAGAGGCUGCAAGACAGGAAGCAUAUUUGUGGGAUGACUGGAGAUGGUGUGAAUGAUGCCCCAGCUCUAAAGAGGGCAGACAUUGGAAUUGCAGUGGAUGAUGCAACUGAUGCAGCUCGCAGCGCAUCCGACAUUGUCCUGACAGAACCAGGGUUGUCUGUGAUCAUCAGUGCUGUGUUGACGAGCAGAGCCAUCUUCCAGAGGAUGAAGAAUUACACCAUUUAUGCCGUUUCCAUAACAAUCCGUGUUGUGCUAGGUUUUAUGCUCCUUGCUCUCAUCUGGAAGUUUGAUUUCUCGCCUUUCAUGGUUCUGGUUAUCGCCAUACUCAAUGACGGAACAAUCAUGACUAUUUCUAAAGAUAGGGUGAAGCCAUCUCCUCUUCCAGACUCAUGGAAGCUAAAGGAGAUCUUCGCGACUGGCGUAGUCCUUGGCACCUACAUGGCUGUCAUGACUGUUGUUUUCUUCUGGGCGGCUCAUGGCUCUGACUUUUUCACGGAAAAAUUUGGGGUAAGAUCUAUCAGGGGAAACUUUCCUGAGCUUACAGCAGCUAUCUACCUUCAAGUGAGUAUUAUUAGUCAGGCACUUAUCUUUGUUACUCGAUCGCGAAGCUGGUCUUAUGUUGAACGCCCCGGUUUCUUUCUCUUGGGAGCCUUUGUCAUAGCACAGCUGAUUGCUACCAUAAUUGCUGUUUAUGCUAACUGGGGCUUUGCAAGAAUCCAUGGCAUUGGAUGGGGAUGGGCAGGAGUUAUCUGGCUCUACAGCCUUAUCACCUACGUACCAUUGGACAUUCUCAAGUUCAUCAUUCGAUACGUGUUGAGCGGCAAGGCCUGGGAUAAUGUACUUGAGAGAAAGACUGCUUUCACAACAAAGAAGGAUUACGGAAAGGGAGAGAGGGAGGCGCAAUGGGCUACCGCUCAGCGAACCCUCCACGGUCUGCAGCCUCCUGAGACAUCUGAGCUCUUUAAUGACAAGAACAACUACAGAGAGUUGUCUGAAAUCGCUGAACAGGCCAAGAGGCGAGCUGAAGUUGCUAGGUUGAGGGAGCUUCACACACUCAAGGGGCACGUCGAGUCGGUGGUGAAGCUUAAAGGACUAGACAUUGACACCAUUCAACAACACUACACUGUUUAAGUGAGUGGCAAGACGAAAGACAACUAGCGCAUUAGCAUGGGAAUCCAGUGUUCAUCCUUAAAAAGAAAAAAACCAACAAAAACCAAGGAAAAAAAUUGCUGUUAUUUGUCAUUAACUUUGUAGGAGGAUGACGGGGUUGGGAAUAAUCCAAUGGGGGAGUUGUUUUAGACAACCUAAGGUUGGAAUCGGUUAUAUUAGAAGGUUGAAUCUUGUAUUCUCUAUGAAUUAAAUAAUUAGUUCAUUUCAAUGAUAAUUUGCUA